AUGAAAACAUCUACCCUUUUUACAAACGAGCUCAUUGUUCGCGAAAUAUUAACCUUUUUAAAAGACGAAGAUAUUUCAUUAUAUGCUUACCUAUUUAUAAAUAAAUGUUGGCUUCGACUUACAACAACUUUUCUAUGGAAGAAACCCUUUCAAAAUUCAAAAGUACCGAAAUCCAAUUCGCUUAUAACAACUUACAUCUCCUGCUUAUAUGACCAUUUCUGUGAAUGGCUAAAUGAGGAUGAAAUUACCAUGAUUAAGCAAAUGAUUAAUGCUUUUAAGCUUAAACCACCUCUCUAUGAAUAUGAAAGAUAUUUGAAAGAGAUUUCUUUUAAAUCCUUGAAUAAAGCUGUAUACCAUUGGUUUGAUCACGUAUUUGGCGAGCACGACAGUAAAGUUCAAUUUACUCAAAGCAUCGAACUUAAAUUAUUCAAAAUGUUUGCAAAACAAAGUAUUUGCAUUGAAUCAAUAGCAAUUGAUUUUGAAGUUGGUAACUUUUCGAAUAUAUUUGAGGGUGAAACAUUAAAGAUUUCAAACUUAAAAAGUCUUUUAUUAUCUUUUCCUCCAACGACCAAUGAUAGUUAUGUACUUAGUAUUAAAAAUUUUCUUCGUGGACUUCAAAAUGUCCUCAAAAGUCUUGAAGAGGUAUUCUUUUUGGUUGAUGAGACCGAAAGGAUUGAUGACAACCUUCAUACUAGCGGUAAUUACUUGAUUGAGAGAGCUACUGAUGAAAUAAUUUCCUUUGUGAAUUCUCAAAAACAUCUGAAGGGAUUUAAUUUGAUAGGUGAAGAAAAUUCCCAAUUAAAUGCCAAAAGAAUAAUUUUACCAGCUUUGAAAUCCCAAGUAAAUUCGUUGAUAUACUUGAAUAUUGACAAUGUAGAUUUUGGGCAAAUGGCAUUUCAAUAUUUUGAAAGGUGCUCUUGUUUGGAAUCUUUAGGCAUGAGUUACUGUACUGGAUUAACUCCGCAAUUUAUUGACCCUGAUACGAAAUUUCGGAACCUAAAGAAAUUGGAACUGUCUUUGAAUAAAUUUAGACCUGAAAUUACCGCGUUAAUCUUGAAGAAGGCAGGAGAAAAUUUAACCGAAUUAGAAAUUGAUGACGCUUCUGAAAAUAUCAUGAACACAUUAGUGGUACAUUGCAAUAAAAUCGAAAGCCUUACUAUUUCGGGAAGGUACAGUCGAGGUAGGUUGAUGUUGGCAAGGCUUCAAGAGUUAAGAGGCCUGAAAAGAUUAGAAUUCUUGUACGUCGCUGACGAGCACGAUGUACCGGGAAUGGAACAUGCUAGGUCCGAAAUUAAGGAAGUGGUGACAAAAUUAUUCGAUCCCGUAGAAUUUGAUCAUUUUUAUAGAAUUGCUAAUGAAUUUGAUCAUUCGUUAGUAUCAAUCACAUUCUUUAAUCAGAAUCAUUAUGGAGGACCUGAAAACGAUAAAUUUGAUUAUGAUCAGUGUUCUUUGGAGGUCAAUAUUAAUAAUUCCGUGGAUUCGGAUCCUUCGGGAGAGCGGGAAAAUAUAUAUGUGAGUCAUAUUACUCUAAAGAAGCAGCAAAGUGAUAUUUCGUUGAAAUUUGACGAUCUUUUAGAAAAAUUGAAGGAAAAAUGA
Molecule: messenger RNA, 1596 nt
Organism: Funneliformis mosseae
Lineage: Eukaryota; Fungi; Glomeromycota; Glomeromycetes; Glomerales; Glomeraceae
Source: the annotation of a GenBank genome assembly